Dermacentor andersoni is the source of this 792-nucleotide messenger RNA. RefSeq names its product putative nuclease HARBI1. NCBI's taxonomy places the organism in Eukaryota, Metazoa, Arthropoda, Arachnida, Ixodida, Ixodidae. The record is from RefSeq and is a predicted model, not a curated record.
AUGACGAAGAGUGCCGUCCGGCUGCUUUACAGUGAGCUAGCCCACUUGCUGGAGCCGCUGACCGCGGAGGGCCUGAGCGUUGAGGACCAAGUUCUCUGUACCCUCAGGUUAUUUGCAACAGGCAGCUUCCAGUCGUCAGUCGGCAGUGAGGCGACCAUUGACAUUUCCCAGCCGUCUGUAAGCCGCUGCAUCGCGAAAGUCGCGCGGGCCAUUGUUCAGGUUGGGAAGGAGCAAGGAUGGGUGGCCUUCCCAAGCACCGCCAGCGAGCGAGCUGCAAUUAAGCAAGGGUUCUCGCAGCGCGGCAGACUCGGCGGCGUGGAUGGCACGUUCAUCGCCAUCGUCGCUCCGAAGCUGCCUCCUGCGCAGAAGGCAACGUACUGGUGCCGGAAGGGCUAUUCCGCCCUCAAUGCAAUGGUGGUUUGUGACUCGGACUUGAAGGUCCUUUAUGUUGACCCGCGGUUCGCUGGCUCGUGUCGCGAUGCGCACGUGUGGCGGUACGCGUCGCUUCGCCGGCGCAUUGUCAGCGGCCGCAUUGCCGUCCAAGACGGCGAGUACCUUCUCGGCAACAGUGCCUACCCUCUAGAGCCGUGGCUCUUGAAACCUGCGCCCGGCCACCCUGCCCUCCACACAGCGGAAGGGCGCUACAACGCUGCGCACAUUUCCGCAAGAGGUGUGCGUGGUUAUGUGGCAGCGGCUGCCUCCCCUUGCCGCUCCCAUGUGCAGGCACCUGCCGCCGCCUCCUUCUGCCCGAGAAGGGUGCGUCGCUUUGUGCCAGACGCUCUCACGUGCUGA